Molecule: messenger RNA, 1994 nt
Organism: Alosa sapidissima (American shad)
Lineage: Eukaryota; Metazoa; Chordata; Actinopteri; Clupeiformes; Clupeidae
Gene: gfra4a
Product: GDNF family receptor alpha 4a
Exons: 8
Coding region: 525-1886 (453 amino acids)
Biological process (GO): nervous system development
Cellular component (GO): signaling receptor complex; external side of plasma membrane
Molecular function (GO): signaling receptor activity
Source: RefSeq, a predicted model, not a curated record
UGUUGGUGAGAGGCACGCGAUGGCAUUCACCCGGUGAUAAGUGUCACCGCAGUUUCCUCUUCACCCGGUGCACUCGCAGAGACACAGGGACCAAGGCAAAGAGAGCGAAAAGGGGGACGGACGACCGAAGGAACGAGGACAGCCAAGUGACUGUUUGCAUUUGUGGGGAGCAGAACCACCUACCAGACAUUAGCCUAAGCAGCAUCUGAAUGGCGUGUCUUCUAAUGCAUUUAAACACCUAACAUCUUAAUUGGCGAAUUCCCGCUGGCGCGUGCCACUGGACGAUAAAUCGGCAUUUUUUGAACGACUGAUAAGCUCUACAUUAUAUCUGCGCUAUCGCUGAAAAGACUUUCUCUUAAGGAUGUGUUCACAAAGUGCCGUCUUUGGAAAUACGUUGUGGAUAGCGUCUGGCACUUUUGGGAGAAAACUGCAGUGAACAUAUCCUGGUGUCACUUUUGGAGCCCCUCCAGUCCAUCAGCCUCCGCACGACUCCUUCUCCAGUCCGGUUUGCACUCACAGGCUUUAUGGCGCGCGGAAGGAUGGAGUUGCUCGGACUGUACUUGUUACAGCUGGCUUUUAUCGGUGUUCCGAGCGGGCUGUGUUCGGGCCGGUGGGACUGCCUGCAUGCGGGGGACACGUGCUCGAGCGACGAGACGUGCAGCCCGCGUCUGCGCACGCUGCGGCAGUGUGUGGCGGGCGGCGGCAGCGUCAAGCUGGGCCCGGGGGCGCGUAACCACUGCGAGAACGCCGUCGCCGCCCUCAUGGCCAGUCCGCUGCACCGCUGCCAGUGUAAGAGGGGCAUGAAGAGGGAGAAAAACUGCCUGAGCAUCUACUGGAGCCUGCAGCAGACCAUACUGCAUGGGUUUAGCUUGGUGGAAGCCUACCCCUAUGAGCCUAUGGAAAGAGGAAAUGAUUAUGUGCGUCUGGCAUCCAUUGCUGCAGAGUCCGAGGUGGGCAUGACGGCGGUCAACCGCUGCCUGGACGCGGCGAAGGCCUGCAAUGUGGACGAGGCGUGCCAGAAGCUGCGCACCGAGUACGUGUCGGCGUGCAUCGGAGCGUCCGCCUCCUCGACCCGCAGCGGUCAGCAGCCUUGCAACCGGAUGCGCUGCAGCAAGGCGCUGCGCAAGUUCUUUGACCGCGUGCCGCCGGCGCAUGCCCACGCGCUGCUCUUCUGCCCGUGCCAGGACACGGCAUGCGGCGAGCGCCGGCGCCAGACUGUGGUGCCCGCCUGCUCCUACGAGGAGGGCCCGGCCGCCGACAAGCCCAACUGUCUGCAGCAGCUGCGCGUCUGCACCGCCGACUACGUCUGCAAGUCUCGCUGGGCUCAGUUCCAGUACGACUGCCAGCCCUCCGAUCUCACCGCCAGCGGCUGCCAGCACGAGAACUACGGCAACUGCCUCGUCGCCUACACCGGACUCAUGGGGAGUACCAUCACUCCUAACUAUCUGGACAACACCACGUCUAACGUCGGGCCCUGGUGCUCCUGCUCGGCCAGUGGCAACCACCGCGAGCAGUGCCACGACUUCCUCAGCUUCUUCCACAACAACGCCUGCCUGAAGCGGGCUAUCUUGGCAUUUGGGAAUGGGACCGACCAGAAACAUGAGCCCAACCAACCAGGCGCGACCGUCCUGGCAACCACCUCGGCAACCAACAGUCACAACCGUCGACAGACAACAGCCAGCACCACAACUGCCAUCGCCAUGGAAACAGAGCAGAACAUCCUGAGCGCUCAGAUUCCCACACAGUUGAACGAGAGGAACAGGUUGUGGGGAGACGACUCUUCACCUCCAUCGCCAGGUCUCCCGGACAACGGCGCUGACUCCGCCCAUGGCCCCCUCAGCACCUGGCCCCUCCCCCUCCUUCUGCUACUGCUGUGGCUGCACUGAGGCAUCAUGGGAUAGGAGCACAGUACGAAGCAGUGGACUUGGGAAGAGCAUGGGACAACUGCAGUGUGUGUGUGUGUGUGUGUGUGUGUGUGUGUGUGUGUGUGUGUG